AUGGCUUCUCCUCAAGUCAAGCGCUAUGUCAUCGUAGGCAUGGGCGUCAGAUCCGCGUUUUACUACCAAAGCAUCAUUCAAGACUUCAAAUCGGUUGCUGCAGUAGUGGGAAUAUGCGAUACGAACCAGACGCGUAUGAAAGCUGCCAACGACCGAAUGGUCGAACUGGGUGGCGAGCGCGUCCCGACGUACAAGGCAGAGGACUUUGACAAGAUGGUCAAGGAGCAAAAGGCUGACGUCGUCAUCGUCACCACCAUCGACAAAUUCCACCAUGUAUACUGUAUCCGUGCCAUGGAGCUGGGUUGCGACGCCAUUACCGAAAAGCCAAUGACUAUCGAUGAGGAGAAGCUACAGGCUAUGAUCGAUGCCGAGAAGAGGACAGGCAAACAAGUUCGUGUCCUCUUCAACUAUCGAUAUGCACCUCAUCAUACCAAGAUGCGCGAACUUAUCGACUCUGGUGUCAUCGGCGAGGUUUCGACCGUGCAUAUGGAUUGGAUCCUGGAUUGCGCGCAUGGGUCUGACUUUAUGCGUCGGUGGCAUCGAAACAAGGAUACCAGUGGUGGCAUUCAGAUGCACAAGUCGAUUCACCAUUUCGAUCUGGUGCAUUACUGGUUGAACACAGAGCCGGAGAAUGUCUACUGCGUUGGCAGCCUACGAUUUUACGGUAAAGAGAAUGCAGAGCGACGUGGAGAGAAAAACCUCGGCGAGCGCUAUCUCAACAACGAGGCUGCCAAAGAUGACCCGUUUGCCAUUCAUAUCGACCAAAACGCCCAGCUAAAGAAGCUUUACCUGGAAGCUGAGCACGAGGAUGGCUACAUUCGUGACCGCAACUGCUUUGCUGAUGGUAUCACCAUUGAAGAUAAUCUCUCCAUGGUCAUCAAGUACAAGAACAAAGCCGUCAUGACAUACAACACAUAUGCUUAUGCACCAUGGGAGGGUUAUCGCUGCGUCUUCAACGGCAGCAAGGGCCGCAUCGAGAUAAAUGUCGUCGAAGGCGGAUACUCAGCUGGCGGCGAGACCAUCACGAACGAGGGGCUUGGGGAGCUUGAAGCCAACUACAUUCAGGGCGGCGUGGAGAAGACAAAUAUCGUUGUCUAUCCAUUGUGGGGUAAGCCAUAUGUGGUGGAUGUCAUCAAGGGGGAAGGGGGCCAUGGCGGAGGCGACCCUCUUCUGUUGAAGGAUGUGCUCGUUGGUAGCGACGGUGAAGACAGCUUCAAGAGGGCUGCGUAUAUUCGUGAUGGCGGUAAUGCCGUUCUUGUCGGCGUUGGUGCCAAUAAGUCCAUGGAAUCUGGCUUGCCUAUCCAAGUGCAGGAUCUGGUCAAGUGGUAG
Messenger RNA from Alternaria atra, 1329 nucleotides. RefSeq lists its product as uncharacterized. Lineage: Eukaryota; Fungi; Ascomycota; Dothideomycetes; Pleosporales; Pleosporaceae. The transcript has a single exon. The coding region runs from base 1 to 1329 and encodes 442 amino acids. The record is from RefSeq and is a predicted model, not a curated record. Gene Ontology annotation, molecular function: nucleotide binding.